Messenger RNA from Leptonychotes weddellii (Weddell seal), 2978 nucleotides. The record is from RefSeq and is a predicted model, not a curated record. Lineage: Eukaryota; Metazoa; Chordata; Mammalia; Carnivora; Phocidae.
AUCCUGUUUGGCGGAGGGAAUGCUAUCUUGAAGGCCAGGAAGGGCGACUUGUAGGGGCUACAGAGGCAGGAGAGUACCAUGGGGAAAUGGGGGUGGUACCUGAGCUGUGGUCCUAAGAAGGUCAAAUGUGUACAGAGGCGAUUCCCCCUGGGGUCACUGGGAGUGUGUGAGUGCACCUCUCUCUCCCAAUGUCCACGCAGCUCCCCCACUCCCAGGGGGGCCCUGAGCCCAGGAAUCCUUCAGAGUGUUGGAAAUAAGCAUAUCCCUAGUUGGGGGCCCUACUCUUCAGUCCUCUGAACCUGGAAACAAAGAGACUGAGGAAGGUACCAGUGGCACUGCUCCCCUCCCCCCAUCUCCCAAGCACACUCGUGCACACACAUACACACUGCACUAGGGCAGAAGCACAGGGACAGGGACAGACCUGCAGGUAGAGACCCUUUCAGAUGUGCUGUCAAUGGGACACGUGCACACUCAGGCGGGCCCACGGAGGUGCACACCUACACACCCCCCAAGGACAAGGCUCCCGGGAAGGUACAUGUACCCUAAUCUUGUUUGUAUAUGCUGUGUGCUGUUGCCUAGCCCACCUACCCAACCACACUUCCAGAUCUUUCCUCGCAUUUCACACCAGGUCCAGGGCCUGCUGUCUGUGACUGUGCCCUUCCUUUCUACCCUUUUCUCCCUUCCCGUGGCUAGACUCCAGGUCAGGCCUGGGGAACUGGAGGAAGUCAGGAUCUCAGUGGCGGGUGUGUGUGUUGGGGGGGGGGGUUCCCAAAGCCAGACAGCAGGGAGGAGGAGUGGGAAAGCACAGCCCACCACCAGAAACCCAACUCAAUUCUCAUCUAUUAAGUGGCUGCUGAGCGCCAGCACCAUGGUGGGCACUCAGGAUGCAGAGAAUGAGACCCUGCCCUCAGGAGCACCCAGUCUAGAUGUGUAAACAACUCACUGGGGUGACCGUGGGAUGGAGUGGGCCAAGUGCUUUAACAGGCCCCCAGAGAGCCCCAAGAAUCAUUUUGACAAAUGACUGGACUGCAAACGUCUUCCUCCCUACCCCCCUAACGUGGUCCCACAGCCCCGCUCCCCAGCCACUUGUCUCUGCCCUUCUGGUUGUCUCCUCCUGGACUGCCUUCUACUCAGAGAUGUCAGUCCUCUUCUUCUCAUCUUAGAACAGGGGAAGGAUGUUAGGGUCCAGGAAGGAGACUUACAGGGGGCCUCGGGGUCAGACUGUGGGGAGAGUCAGAGCUUGGGGUUUCCUGGGCACCCCCCAACCCCUCCAAAGGAGGUAUGAGACUAAUUGUCUGUGAGGGAGGUGGAUGGGUCAAAGAGGACUGGCUCCUCUAGAACCCAGGACUCAAAGAAUCGGGAAGAUGUGAGGGUCCCACCUGUUAAGUGGGAAGAUGAUGUCAGUGGGUCCCUCCCCACUUUCCUGGAACACCUGGAAGGAGUCCUGGCUGGGGACCUGCCUUCGCUGAUGCCUAUCUGUCCUCCCUUGUCUUCCCCAUCCACACCUCCUGUGUCAUGGCCAUCUUUAUGUCUGUCUUUGGACUCUGUUUCUCUGGGUGCCAUCCUAUCCAUCUGUGUCUUCUCUGCCACCCGGGGCCUCCUCCCUUCGUCUCUGGCUCUGAUCCCUCUCUGCCUUUUGGGGUGUCUGUCUCUCUCCACACUUCCCUGUAUUGGUGUUCUGUUUUCUUCUCCUGUCCCCAUGCCUCACUCUGGGUCAUUUCUGCAUUUAUCUUUGGUCCUCGGCUCCCAUCUCGGUCUUAACCUCUUCUCUCCAUGACCCUGUCUGCCUGUCAUCUCUGAUGCUGGCUUCCACCCCUCCAUCCAUCUCUGUGCCGGGUCCUGCCACUCUGUCUCACUCCCAAUCAUCUCGGACCUUGCCCCGCCCAUGUGAGCAGCAGCGUCCCAUCCAGCCCUCUUUCACCAAGUCCCUCUGCCGUGAGUCCCACUGGAAGUGCCUGCUACUCUCGCUGCUCAUGUACGGCUGUCUGGGGGCCGUGGCCUGGUGCCACGUAACCACGGUGACCCGCCUCACCUUCAGCAGCGCCUACCAGGGCAACAGCCUCAUGUACCACGACAGCCCCUGCUCCAACGGCUAUGUCUACAUCCCCCUGGCCUUCCUGCUCAUGCUGUACGCCGUCUACCUGGUGGAGUGUUGGCACUGCCAAGCCCGCCAUGAGCUGCAGCACCGUGUUGAUGUGAGCAGCGUGCGGGAGCGCGUGGGCCGCAUGCAGCAGGCCACGCCCUGUAUCUGGUGGAAGGCCAUCAGCUACCACUAUGUCCGCCGCACCCGCCAGGUCACCCGAUACCGCAAUGGAGACGCCUACACCACCACCCAGGUCUACCAUGAGCGCGUCAACACUCACGUGGCGGAGGCCGAGUUCGACUACGCGCGCUGCGGCGUCCGCGACGUGUCCAAGGCGCUGGUGGGGCUGGAGGGCGCGCCGGCCACGCGCCUGCGCUUCACCAAGUGCUUCAGCUUCGCCAGCGUGGAGGCCGAGAACGCCUACCUGUGCCAGCGCGCGCGCUUCUUCGCCGAGAACGAGGGCCUGGACGACUACAUGGAGGCGCGCGAGGGCAUGCACCUCAAGAACGUGGACUUCCGCGAGUUCAUGGUGGCCUUCCCGGACCCGGCCCGGCCGCCGUGGUACGCCUGCUCGUCGGCCUUCUGGGCCGCGGCGCUGCUCACGCUGUCGUGGCCGCUGCGCGUGCUGGCCGAGUACCGCACGGCCUACGCGCACUACCACGUGGAGAAGCUCUUCGGCCUGGAGGGCCCGGGCUCGGCGAGCAGCGCGGGCGGCGGCCUGAGCCCCAGCGACGAGCUGCUGCCCCCGCUGACGCACCGCCUGCCGCGGGUCAACACGGUGGACAGCACGGAGCUCGAGUGGCACAUCCGCUCCAACCAGCAGCUGGUGCCCAGCUACUCGGAGGCGGUGCUCAUGGACCUGGCGGGGCUGGGGGCGCGCUGCGCGGGGGCGGCG